Molecule: messenger RNA, 1698 nt
Organism: Chrysochloris asiatica (Cape golden mole)
Lineage: Eukaryota; Metazoa; Chordata; Mammalia; Afrosoricida; Chrysochloridae
Gene: USP21
Product: ubiquitin specific peptidase 21
Exons: 12
Coding region: 1-1698 (565 amino acids)
Biological process (GO): protein deubiquitination
Cellular component (GO): cytoplasm
Molecular function (GO): cysteine-type deubiquitinase activity
Source: RefSeq, a predicted model, not a curated record
AUGCCCCAGGCCUCUGAGCAUCGCCUGGGCCGAACUCGAGAGCCACCUGUUAAUGUCCAGACCCGUGUGGGAUCCAAGCUACCACUUGCCCCGCGGGCCCGAAGCAAGGAAUGCCGCAACCCAGCCUCUGGGCCAAACCCUAUGUUACGACCUCUGCCUCCCCGACCAGGUGUCCAUGAGGAACGGCUCAAGAAAUUGGAGCUAGGAUCUGGACGGACCUCAGGCUCUCGUUCCAGAGGCCCUCUUCGGGCAGAUCAUGGGGUUCCCUUGCCUGGAUCACCACCUCCAACUGUGGCUCUGCCUCUCCCAUCCAGGACCAACUUAGCUCGUUCCAAGUCUGUGAGCAGUGGUGACUUGCGCCCAAUGAGCAUUGCCUUGGGAGGACACCGUGCUGCUGGAGAGCUGGGGGCUGCACUGAGUCGCUUGGCACUCAGGCCUGAGCCACCCACUUUGAGACGGAGUACCUCUCUCCGCCGCCUUGGAGGCUUUCCUGGGCCCCCAACCCUGCUCAGCAUUCGAACGGAGCCCCCUACCUCACAUGGCUCCUUUCACGUGAUAUCUGCCCGGUCUUCUGAGCCUUUCUACUCGGAGGAUAAGAUGGCUCAUCAUACGCUGCUCCUAGGCUCUGGUCAUGUUGGCCUCCGCAAUCUGGGGAACACGUGCUUCCUCAAUGCCGUGCUACAGUGUCUGAGCAGCACUCGGCCACUUCGGGACUUCUGUCUGCGAAGGGACUUUAGGCAAGAGGUGCCUGGAGGGGGCCGAGCUCAAGAGCUCACUGAAGCCUUUGCAGAUGUGAUUGGUGCCCUGUGGCACCCUGACUCCUGCGAAGCUGUGAAUCCUACUCGAUUCCGAGCAGUCUUCCAGAAAUAUGUUCCCUCCUUCUCUGGAUACAGCCAGCAGGAUGCCCAAGAAUUCCUGAAGCUCCUCAUGGAACGGCUACAUCUAGAAAUCAACCGACGGGGCCGCCGGGCACCUCCAAUCCUGGCCAACAACCCAGCCCCUUCACCACCCCGUCGAGGAGGGGCUCUGUUAGAAGAACCUGAGCUAAGUGAUGAUGACCGAGCCAACCUAAUGUGGAAGCGUUACCUGGAGCGAGAGGACAGCAAGAUUGUGGACCUGUUUGUGGGCCAGUUGAAAAGUUGCCUCAAGUGCCAGGCCUGUGGGUAUCGCUCCACGACCUUCGAGGUUUUUUGUGACCUGUCCCUGCCCAUCCCCAAGAAAGGAUUUGCUGGGGGCAAAGUCUCUUUGCGGGAUUGUUUCAGCCUUUUCACCAAGGAAGAAGAGCUGGAGUCGGAGAAUGCCCCAGUGUGUGACCGAUGUCGGCAGAAAACACGAAGUACCAAAAAGUUGACAGUACAAAGAUUCCCCAGAAUCCUCGUCUUAGAUCUGAAUCGAUUUUCUGCUUCCCGUGGCUCCAUCAAGAAAAGUUCAGUAGGUGUAGACUUCCCACUGCAACGACUGAGCCUAGGAGAUUUUGCCAGUGACAAAUCAGGAAGCCCCAUCUACCAGCUCUAUGCCCUUUGCAACCACUCGGGCAGCGUCCACUAUGGCCACUACACAGCCCUGUGCCGGUGCCAGACUGGUUGGCAUGUCUACAAUGACUCUCGUGUCUCCCCUGUCAGUGAAAACCAGGUGGCAUCCAGUGAGGGCUAUGUGCUGUUCUACCAACUGAUGCAGGAGCCACCCCGGUGCCUGUGA